Messenger RNA from Erigeron canadensis, 2952 nucleotides. RefSeq names its product G-type lectin S-receptor-like serine/threonine-protein kinase At1g11410. Bases 150 to 2663 code for a protein of 837 amino acids. The record is from RefSeq and is a predicted model, not a curated record. Gene Ontology annotation, biological process: protein phosphorylation; recognition of pollen. Gene Ontology annotation, molecular function: protein serine/threonine kinase activity; ATP binding. NCBI's taxonomy places the organism in Eukaryota, Viridiplantae, Streptophyta, Magnoliopsida, Asterales, Asteraceae. The transcript has 7 exons.
GACAUGAAAGUGAAGAAAAAAGAGCUCCAAGGAAUCAGCUAUUUUCUGUGAGUUUCUCUGUAUUACAUCACUUUUCAGUUUUCAAUAAGUUGUUCGCUUACAACUACCAAAAAUAGGAAAAAUCAUUGAUCAGUUGAAAAAAAUACAGUAUGUUUCAGAAUAGAAGAUUUUUACUAUUUAUUUUCAUAUCUCUGUCUUUAAAGUUUAGCACUUCUACCGACACCAUAACACUCCUGCAACCCUUACAAGAUGGUGAUAUUUUGGUCUCUAAUAAAGAAAACUUUGCACUAGGAUUCUUUAGCCCCCGAAAUUCGAGCAACAAAUAUGUUGGUAUUUGGUAUAACAAGGUUUCUGAGCAAACUGUCGUUUGGGUUGCUAAUAGAGACCGUCCGAUCACUAACUCAUCCGGUAUCCUAUCCGUCGAUGAAACAGGAAACAUGGUUUUACACGAUAAAGAUCAAAAGUUUGUGUUCUGGUCAACAAAUGUCACAAAUAUUGGAAAUUAUAGUGUUUCAGUGCAGUUGCUGGAUUCUGGGAAUUUGAUCCUGUUUCAAGACCGAAACAGAAACGCUUAUUCAUGGCAGAGUUUUGAUUAUCCAUCAAAUACUCUUCUUCCGGGUAUGAAGUUCGGGUUAGAUAAGAAAACGGGUUUGAACAGAGUAAUCACAUCUUGGAAGUCUAAUGGGAACCCAGGUGUUGGUGAGUAUGCAUAUAAGAUGGAGUUUGUUGGGUCCACUCAGCUGUAUUUGUACAAAGGUAAGACACGGGUUUGGCGAACUGGGUCAUGGACCGGGCACGGGUGGAGUGGUGUACCUGAGAUGACACAAAAUUUUAUAUUUAACGUUACAUACGUGAACAACAACGAUGAGGUUUACGUUGGUUAUCUUAUAAGAAAUUCGUCUAUCUUUUCUAGAUUAGUCAUUAACGAGUCCGGAAUUGUGGAAAGGCUAACUUGGCACGAGGCAGAUCGUAGGUGGAUUGGGUUCUGGUCUGCUCCAAAAGACCAAUGUGAUGGUUAUAAUGAGUGUGGCCCAUUUGGCUUUUGUGAUCUGUAUAAACCAGGUACUUUUGAGUGCAAUUGCCUCCCUGGUUACGAGCCUCAGUCACCACAAGAUUGGUACCUGAGGGACGGAACCAGAGGGUGUAAGAGAAAGGUGGGGGCUGAGAUAUGCCUGCCCGGAGCCGGGUUCGUCGAGCUGGCACGUGUGAAGAUACCCGACACAUCGACAACACGUGUGAACAUGAGUUUGGGAUUGGAAGCGUGUAAAGAGUCAUGCCAUAAGAAUUGCACGUGCGUGGGGUAUGCCGUGGCUGAUAUAAGCAAAGAGAUUGGAGGAUGUAUUACUUGGUAUAAGGACAUGAUUGAUACGAGGACGUUUUCGUAUGGGGGCCAAUCAUUAUACAUAAGGGUAGAUGCAGCUGAAUUAGCCAAAUACUCAUCAAAGAAGCCAAGUAACUCUCGCAGAAAGGCAUUACUAUAUGUGGGGAUGCCAUUGAUCGCAGUGGGGCUUGUCGUUUGCAUCUUCAUUCUCUUUUACAUCAAAAAGAAGAAAGCCAAUCGAAGAUCACGUGACGUAGGAGUUAGCUUUAUAAACAGUCUAAAAUCUGUGGAAGGGUCAUUCUUAGAGAAAGAUAUGGGUGAAAAUGUUGAUUUGCAUGUAUUCGAUAUGAGCACAAUAGUUGCAGCAACCGAUAAUUUCUCUCUUUCAAGUAAGCUUGGAGAAGGUGGCUUCGGCUCAGUUUAUAAGGGUACACUACUAAAUGGACAAGAAGUUGCCGUGAAAAGGUUAUCACAAAGCUCAGGUCAAGGGAUGCAUGAGUUCAAGAACGAAGUUACAUUGAUAGCGAAACUUCAACAUAGGAAUCUAGUGCGGCUUCUAGGAUAUUGUUUUCAUACAGAAGAGAAGAUGUUAGUCUAUGAAUACCUACCAAACAAAGGCUUGGAUUGUUUCAUCUUCGAUCAAGAAAAAGGGUCACUUUUAGAUUGGAAAAAAAGAUUCCAGAUCAUUAGAGGAAUUGUUCGUGGCUUGCUAUAUCUUCAUCAGGAUUCUAGGCUCAGGAUCAUCCACAGGGAUUUAAAAGCAAGCAACAUUUUGCUAGAUGCAGAUUUAAACCCCAAAAUUUCUGAUUUCGGAAUGGCAAAAAUAUUUGGAGGGGAUCAGGCAGAAGCUACAACACUUAGAGUUGUUGGAACAUACGGCUAUAUGUCUCCAGAGUACGCAAUGGAAGGCCUUUUUUCAGUGAAGUCUGAUGUUUAUAGUUUCGGAAUUCUAGUUCUGGAGAUAAUAAGUGGUAGAAAAAACAACAGUUAUUAUAUGGAGAGCUCGGUUAACUUGAUCGGACAUGUUUGGGACUUGUGGAAACAAGAUAGAGCACUAGAGGUAGUUGAUACAACAUUAUUAGGAGAUUCAUUUGAUGCCCAUGAAGUUCUGAGAUGCAUCCAUGUCGGGAUUCUGUGUGUUCAAGAACUAGCGAGUGAUCGACCAACAAUGACAGAUGUUGCAUUUAUGCUGAGUAAUCGUGAUACAAAUCUUCCUUCUCCUAAUCAGCCAGCUUUCAUAUUUAGAAAACUGAAUUAUGGUACCGACUCAACAACAGCAUCAAUCAGUGGUGGUGUUGGCUCUGUUUAUGAUGAGACCAUCACCAUCCUUCAUGCUCGGUGAGUUCAUGAUGUCUUAAAGAGAGACCCUCUGAACACAGAGUCACACAAAAACCUUUAUAACAAUCAAUUUGCAUAUCCAACUAAAGAUGUAAAAUACCGAUUUGGUUAAAAGAAAUUUGGUUAAUGGGUCAUUAGUAUGAGUAUAUAAACAAGCUAGUAUAUAAUUCGGGCCUUUCAAGCUUGAGCAAUAGGCCAACAACCCAUGUAUAUAGUAAUAAAAGAGAUUCCCUGCAUUUGGAUUAUGAAGUGCAUCACAAUGUUAAAUUUACAAAAGUCAUAUUACCUAUUCA